Molecule: messenger RNA, 450 nt
Organism: Engraulis encrasicolus (European anchovy)
Lineage: Eukaryota; Metazoa; Chordata; Actinopteri; Clupeiformes; Engraulidae
Gene: cox7a1
Product: cytochrome c oxidase subunit 7A2, mitochondrial
Exons: 4
Coding region: 101-343 (80 amino acids)
Biological process (GO): mitochondrial respirasome assembly; regulation of oxidative phosphorylation; mitochondrial electron transport, cytochrome c to oxygen
Source: RefSeq, a predicted model, not a curated record
GGUUCAACCAUGACCACCAGAUAAGUCUGUGGUCCCUUUAAAGCUGAGGGCACAAACACAGAGCAGAGGAGGACUUUGAGCAAACAAGUGAACAGUCGACAUGAGGAGCCUCAUGACUCUCCCCAUUUUGGCCCGACGGGCUUUUAGCACGACCCCGAGACAACUAAAAAACAGAGUUCCAGAGCAUCAAAAAGUCUUCCAGGCGGACAAUGGCCUACCUGUUCACAUCAAAGGUGGCACUACCGAUGUCCUGCUCUACCGUAUCACCAUGAGCAUCACCAUCGCAGGCACUGCAUUUUCCCUAUACUGGCUUUUGGUUGCUUCUCUACCAAAGAAGAAAUAGUAUAACCUUCACAUCCUCAAAUCUGUUGUAUUCUUGUCUUGUUCAUUGCCAUUAUUUCAUCAUGCCGAAAGGAAUGUGCCGUGCAAAAUAAAGUGUGAAAUACUGUA